Coffea arabica (coffee) is the source of this 885-nucleotide messenger RNA. The record is from RefSeq and is a predicted model, not a curated record. NCBI's taxonomy places the organism in Eukaryota, Viridiplantae, Streptophyta, Magnoliopsida, Gentianales, Rubiaceae.
AUGUAUUUCGAUGGAGCCGCGCACCGUGACGGGGCUGGUGCAGGAGUUAUCUUUUAUACUCCUGAAUCAGAUAUAUUGCCACACUCUUUCACUUUAACAUGUCGGUGUUCAAACAAUGUGGUCGAAUAUCAGGCAUUGAUUCUUGGUCUGAAAACGGCCGUAGACAUGAAGCAGUUGCAUCUUAGGGUCUAUGGUGAUUCAAAAUUAGUGGUAAAUCAAUUUCUUGGUAUUUAUGAUGUCAAGAAACUUGAAUUGAUCCCAUAUUAUAAGUAUGCAAGACAACUCAUGGGAUAUCUAGAUAAUCUCACUAUAGAACAUAUCCCUAGGAAUUUCAACCAACAAGCUGACUCUUUGGCAAGGUUGGCGUCCAUGAUCACUCAACCUUCUCAUCGAAAUCAAAUUUCAAUAUGUCAAAGUUGGGUCAUACCUCCGAUGUUUGAUGAAGAAGAUGAUGCGACCCCAUACGCACUUGUUUACGGUAUUGAAGCUGUUCUUCCACUUGAGUGUCAAAUAUCUUCGCUAAGAAUUGCAAUUCAAGAAGGGUUCAGUGAAGAAGAUAAUGUUCGUCUUCGCCUUGAGGAGUUAGAAACACUCGACGAAAAGAGAUUGGAAGCUCAGCAACGGAUUGAGUGCUAUCAGGCUCGCCUUUCAAAAGCAUUCAAUAAGCACGUUCGACCUCGCUCUUUCCAAAUUGGAGAGUUAGUGCUUGCCGUUCGGAGACCAAUCAUUCUCACUCAUGGCGGACAAAAAAAGUUUACUCCUAAGUGGGAUGGUCCAUAUGUCGUUCGAGAAGUAUAUACAAAUGGCUCAUACAAGUUGGUUGCUGAAGAUGGAUUAAGGGUUGGCCCCAUCAAUGGCAAAUACCUAAAAAGGUACUAUGCGUAA